Messenger RNA from Penicillium alfredii, 234 nucleotides. RefSeq names its product mitotic-spindle organizing protein 1. The transcript is spliced from 3 exons. NCBI's taxonomy places the organism in Eukaryota, Fungi, Ascomycota, Eurotiomycetes, Eurotiales, Aspergillaceae. Gene Ontology annotation, biological process: microtubule nucleation by interphase microtubule organizing center; gamma-tubulin complex localization; mitotic spindle assembly. The record is from RefSeq and is a predicted model, not a curated record. Gene Ontology annotation, cellular component: interphase microtubule organizing center; spindle; centrosome. Bases 1 to 234 code for a protein of 77 amino acids.
AUGCCUUCUCAAACCGAUGACAAGCGUCAGGCCGCGCGUGAGGUCAUUGACAUUCUUCACGAAAUCUCCACUCUCCUGAAUACCAACCUGGACCGGACCGAACUUUCACUCUGCGUGUCUCUGAUUGAAAAUGGGGUCAACCCUGAUGCUCUGGCCACCGUAAUUACUGACCUACGUAAGGAGUCUGCUUCGAAGCGAGGUCCGUCAAAUGCGCAGCCACUGGCCGAUUCAUGA